This is a messenger RNA of Silurus meridionalis, 3034 nucleotides long. It is a transcript of the gene ppp1r1c, whose product is annotated as protein phosphatase 1, regulatory (inhibitor) subunit 1C. Lineage: Eukaryota; Metazoa; Chordata; Actinopteri; Siluriformes; Siluridae. Gene Ontology annotation, molecular function: protein phosphatase inhibitor activity. The transcript is spliced from 6 exons. Gene Ontology annotation, biological process: intracellular signal transduction. The record is from RefSeq and is a predicted model, not a curated record. Bases 187 to 645 code for a protein of 152 amino acids. Gene Ontology annotation, cellular component: cytoplasm.
GAACAGGAGAAGGCGGGCAGUCCAGAAGGGAGACUAAUCACCGGCUCUCAUAAGGAGGGGGCCAGUGAAGAGUGGAGCGGCUGUAUGCCUGACCACACAGCUGCUCUUUGUCCUUUUUCUGCUCUCUUUCUUUUACUCUCACACUAAGCUUUCUGCUUUUCAUCCCUCCAUUGACUCUCGAACACCAUGGAGCCCAACAGUCCUAAGAAGAUCCAGUUUGCCGUCCCGCUGUUUCAGAGCCAUUUGGACCCUCAGGCAGCGGAACAUAUACGCAAACGAAGGCCCACUCCAGCCACUCUUGUCAUCUAUAAUGACCCCAAUGCAUCAGAUGAUAAGCAGUCUGCAAGUAGUCAGUCAGAGACUCAACUGUCUCCGGCCCAGAGGAAGACCAGUGUGUACACACCACCCACAAUGAGAGGUAAAGAUCACUCCAACAAACAGAGGUCCAGUCAGGAGGAAAGCCCCCAUCUUCCCAAAGUUACUCAUUCCCAGCUGGACACGCUGUCCGAGGAGCCGACGGACAGAGAUGCAGUAGACCAUCCAAGCACCACAGGACUGAUGAAGAAAGGUGAAGCAGGAUUUACUUUGGCUUUGCAGGAGGAAGAGGAGACUUUCCCUGAUGAUCAAGACACACAGAAGGAGUAACAUGCUGCUAAUUUCUAAUAAUAUCUUUAUCAAAGUCUGAGUCUUACUGUUUAUUAACCAUCAGCUUUUUUCUUCUCGUCAUCUUUAAGCAUUUUAUACAUCUGUAAACACAUCUGUAUAGACAACAAUAUCAGAAUGAUGAGUCUAUACAGUAGCAGAAGGGGAUGUUUUUCUACAGCUUUUUCUACUUCUUCCUAAAACAUACAACCGCUUAUUAAACUUUCUAAACCGUUCAGCAGAUUUUCAUCAUGGUCUGUAGUUAGAUUUUUGACAUUUUUGCUCUUUUACAAUAUACAAAUUUUAAGAUGGACGAUUUUGGACAAAUUUUAGUUUCUUAAUGUUAACACUGUCCAGGGUUUAAGUUUCCAGAAAAGCAGAAGGUUUUGAACAAAACCCUUUAAUAAAGUAAAAACUCAGUGUUUCUAAAGCUGAAGGUGAAAACAGGUUGUUUUUAAAAUAGGGCAAUUCAUUGCAAAAACAUAACAUUCAUUCCAUGGAGUUUUAGAUUUCAAAGACUGUAUGCAUUAGAAAUAUCAUGAAUAAGAAUUAAAACUUUGUCGAUCUUCAUAUAGGUGAAGUUAUUUGUGAUAACUUGUCUGAUUUUGCUUGUCCUGUUAGAGUUAUACAACAGUUAUACAUUUUAUAUUUCUUUUACUUGAACUAAGAGACCCUAAUCUGUUCCAGCAUGACAAUGCCCCUGUGCACAAGGCUCCAGCUCCAUUAAGAUAAGGUUUGCAUGGGUUGCAGUGGUGAAACCGUAUUGGAACGCUGACUGCUCCCCAGGCUUUGUGGUUGAUUGAGCAGAAAUCUCCACAAGAACACUCCAAAUUUUAGUGGAAUAUCUUCCCAGAAUACUUGAGAGUUUAUAUAUAUUAUAACAGCAAAUAAAUUAAACUAAAUCUUAUAAUAAGAAUUAUAAAAUGUCCACAAACUUUUGUCCAUAUAAUGUACAGUAUUAUACAGUACAACUUUCCCUAUAAACGGUAUUUAACACACAAUAACAUUCUGAUUUACUAACUAAUAAAGUGCUGUCUGAUUUUUUAAUUACAGCAAUGAUCAUUAAAUGUAUGGGAAUAUUAUUUAUUAUUUAUUUUUCACCUCAGUGAACUAUUGAAACUGCUGCAGGAUGAAGUUUGCCCAUACCUCAUCUAGACUUUUAAUACAAAACAUAAAUCAAUUUCUUGCUAUUGACACUAAAGCUACAUUGACUAUUGACAGCUAUUGACUUCAUAAUAUUAAGUUCAUUAGAAGUUAUAAUUAACAUUUAUAAUAGUAAUUAUAUAUCAGCUCAGUCACUUCCAAUUUAAAAUCUGAGCAAAGCUUUCUUAAAAAUUUGGAAAAUUACUAAAAUUGUUUGAAAUUUUUAAAUUCUUAUUUUUAUGUUUAACAUGACUGUUGCUUUUAAUUAGUAAACUGAGGUCAAUUUAGUGAUGCAGAUUUGGUAAAACCAGGAUAUUAUGUCUAGAAUUUCAGCCAAUCAGAUUGAGUGGAACAAACUGUUGUAUAAACUGUUGAUAUGUUGAAUUUUUCUGGAUUGUGAAAUAAAUAUCAACAUUUUUCAGUGGUUGACAGAAAAGACAUUUUUUACUUACUGUUCUUGUUUUCUAUUGUAUGUAAAUCUGCAUUUUUUCGGAGUUUUUCCAUUUCGGGUAAACUUUGACUUUAUUCAAUUAUAAUGUGUUUUUGUUUAUAGUUUUCACUCCACCAAAUUUAAAAAACAGGCCAUUUUAAACUAUACUGAAGUAAAUAUAUAAAUAAUAAUAUGGAAUUCUGUGGCAAGAGUGAAAGCGUAACCCCAUAGUUCUGGUAAGAGUGUGUGUGAAGUGAAGGUUUUCUUACUGUGUGUCUGUAACUAUAGAAAUAACUAUAUAUGGUGUGUGUGUGUGUGUAUAUAUAUAUAUAUAUAUAUAUAUAUAUAUAUAUAUAUAUAUAUAUAUAUAUAUAUAUAUAUAUAUGCACUAAACAUUAUCCAUUAUGCACAGAGAAUUCUCAUAGAUCACAGCUUUCACUUUUAAGACUUAAGUCCUUUCAAACAUUAAAACGUUUAUAUUUUUUCUUAAAAGGAAAUGAAAAAGGUGGAGUUUUUGUGAAAUGUUUAGUAUUUUUUACUCAAGUACUGAGUACAACCUACAGAUUCAAAAAAUCUAUAAAUGGAAAACUUUUGUUCCAAAACUUUGUCUUGUUUUUUUAUCAACAUUACUUUUUUAGAAACAAUACUUCAUGUAUAAUAUUGGAAUUUCUACAAGAUAUGUAUACAACUGAAUACAAUCUUUUUCUUUUUUUAUAUAAAUUCUAAUUAAUAUGUACUCAGUGAGCGAGCAGAUUGUUGUUGUUUGUUUUACUUUAUGUUCUGCAUAUGUAUUAAACUUAUGCCCAGGCAUCAAAUUAA